Messenger RNA from Zingiber officinale, 3541 nucleotides. Its product is annotated as probable glutamate carboxypeptidase VP8. The record is from RefSeq and is a predicted model, not a curated record. Lineage: Eukaryota; Viridiplantae; Streptophyta; Magnoliopsida; Zingiberales; Zingiberaceae. The transcript is spliced from 8 exons. Gene Ontology annotation, molecular function: carboxypeptidase activity. Bases 376 to 2055 code for a protein of 559 amino acids.
UAUGGCCUUUGAUCUAUCAGGUGUCCCCCUGGCGUCCUUGAUCCUUCCCCUUUCCGCUAUUCCAUUCCCAUCUGCCAACACCAUACAAAGCCACCUCCCGGUAACACUAACGCCACCAUUACCUCCCCACUCCACUUUCUGCGCACCCUUUUCACUAUCUUGCAUUUUAUUAUCAUCAUUCUUAUCAGUUAUCACCAUCACUUAUUAAAGUUACCGAAAGCUACCCACAUCCGCCUCCUCCGGACCACCGCCGCCGCCGCCUCCUCCUAUUCUUCUUCUUCUUCUUCUUCUUCUUCUUCUUCUGUUCUUCCCCACUUCCUCUACAUCUUUCCUCUCUUAAAAAGCUUUCUUCUGGAAGCUUCUCCUCCGGCUCCGAUGCCGUCCAAACCCUUGCACUUCCGCGGCGCCUCUCUCUUCAUCUUGUUCUUCUUCCUCCUCCUUCUCCUUUUCUUGUACUCCUUCCACCGCUCUUCCUCCUCCGAUCGCCAGCACGGGCUUUCCGCCACCGAUGCUCAGCGCCUCUUCCUCGCCCUCUCCGCCGGCGCCAAUGCCACCAUCGCCUUACACCUACGCACUCUCACUCUCCACCCUCACCUCGCUGGAACCCCUUCCGCUGCCGUCCCCGCCUCCUACGUCCUUUCCCAUUUCCGAUCCUCCGGUCUCCGCGUCUUCACCGUCGACUAUUCCCCACUCCUCUCCUACCCCGCCUCAGCCUCCCUCUCCCUCCUCCGCUCCGAUGGUGCGCUCCUGAAGUCCCUCCCCCUCGCCGAGCCCGCCGACCCUUCGGCCGCCGCCGUCGCGCCGUACCACGCCUACUCCCCCUCCGGUGCUGCCGUCGCCCCCGCCGUAUACGUUAACUUCGGUCGCGAGAAGGACUACAACUUGCUCCAUAGGAUGGGCGUUGAAGUCAAGGGGUGCGUCGCGAUCGCGCAGCGUGGCGAGGAGUACCGGGGCGCGGUGGUGGCCAGGGCCGCGGCGAAGGGAGCGAAGGCGCUGUUGUUAUUUAAGAUAGCUGACCUAGGUGGGGUUGAGAGGGGGACCGUGUUGCUCGGUGGGGUCGGAGAUCCGCUGACCCCGGGGUGGGCUGCCCCCUCUGACGAAGGAGGCGAGAGGCUCGACGCCGAGGAGGCGGAGGUGAGGCGGAGGUUUCCUAAGAUUCCGUCAAUGCCGGUGGCGGAAGAGGUGGCGUUGAAGAUUCUAAGUACGCUUGGUGGACCCACGAUGCCGCCUGAAUGGAGAGAUGAUUUGCGUUUGGCGGCGGAGUGCGGCGUCGGACCAGGUCCCAUGUUGGUCAACUUCACCUAUCAGGAAGAUAGAAAGGUGGCAAAGAUUCAAAAUAUUUUUGGCAUCAUACGGGGAAGAGAGGAACCUGAUCGUUAUGUCAUCCUUGGCAACCACAGAGAUGCAUGGACAUUUGGUGCUGUGGAUCCUAAUAGUGGUACAGCUACUCUCCUUGAUGUUGCUCGCCGUUAUGGAAGUUUGUUGCGCUCUGGCUGGAGACCUCGAAGGACAAUAAUCUUAUCUAGCUGGGAUGCUGAGGAAUUUGGAAUGAUUGGAUCUACUGAAUGGGUAGAGCAGAACCUUGGAUGGUUGACAUCAAAAGCUGUGGUGUACUUGAAUGUUGAUUGUGCAGUUCAAGGUGAUGGUUUUUUUGCUGGUGCAACUCCCCAGUUGGAUAAUAUUCUAGUUCAAGUAAUGAAGCAGAUUCAAGAUCCAGAUAUCGAAGGCACUGCAGUUUAUGAUAAUUGGGUAGCAAAUCAUGGUGGUGUUAGUAAAAUUGAAAGGUUGGGUAGAGCUGAUUCAGACUUUUCUGCUUUUUUGCACAUUGCUGGCGUUCCUUCAAUAGAUAUGUUUUAUGGAGAUGUCUUCCAUGGCUACCAUACUGCUCUAGAUAAUUUCAAAUGGAUGGCAGAACAUGGUGAUCCAUCAUUCCAUCGUCACAUAGCCAUUGCUGAAAUAUGGGGGCUCUUAGGUCUUCGUCUUGCAGAUGAUCCAAUUUUACCUUUUAAUUAUCUUUCUUAUGCUACCCAGUUACAUGUUGUCACUAAGUUAUGAACUUUUGCAUUAUUUCAUACUUGGCCUGGUAAAAUUGCUUGUUUAUAUCGGUGGAAGAAUAGGUACGCAAGUUACAGAGCCAUAACUAUAUUUGUCUGAUCACUAAAUAAACUAGGAAUCAUCUUCGUUCUUUUGGUCUUCAUGGGUUAUAUAAUUACUGCACUGACCUUUCUGUAAUAUUUAGGAUUUUUUUAUACGUUAUGUAUAUUUAUCUUGCUAAAUUCAUAGGCCUUGGUUUAAAACAAACCAGAACUUUUAGAUCAUAUUGCUACAUGUUAUAUCUGAGGGGUGUCCUAAGACAAUCGUCUUAUGAUUUAUAUUAUUUAUUGGAUAAAUAAAGAUUCACUAUUUGAGUAUACAUAUUUAAUGUAUGUGAUUGGAUCUUAAACUCAUUUACUGUAUGUGAUUGGAUCUUAAACUCAUUUACUGAAUGUUCAAAAUACGAUUAUGGUAACUAGUGAGCAUUUUUAUAUGUGUAAUUAUAAAUGUAUUGAAAUCUUCCUUUGUCAACGAAUUGAUGUAUUCGGGCAUCAUUGAUUUUGUGAGACUAAUAUGGAUUAUACUCUUUGGUCUAACUAAGUAAUUGCUCUUCACUAGUGGGAGACAUUGAUAUGUCGAAAGUUAAAUGUAGAUGCUAAUUGUGAUAACUAGUUUAUCGGAGUGACCUGUUGUAAGACUUCAUAUGAUUAUUUACAUAUAUGGAUAUGUCAAUGAAUCUCUUAUUGUAGUUCAAGUGUAAGUUUCCUUCAACUUGAGGUAUUCAAGUCAAUUUGGUUAUGGAGACUUAUACUUGGACAUCCUAAGCAAUCAUCUCGUUGGAGGUGUGACCUCGGAUGAUUGGGUAUAAGUCAAUGUGCUCGAAGGUGUUUGGAUAGCCCAUAGAGGAUUCACCACUCCAUACGAGGAGACACAUUCCCUAUGACCACUUAUCAUGAUUAUUAUUCAAAGUUUUUAGUAAAAGCAUCACAUGUUAGGAGUAUUGUACUUUUGGACACAUGUAUGAGUAAUUUGAAUUCGCAGAACGAGGAAGUAUUACUUGGGAUAAGUGUGAUGUAGACGAUUUCCUGAACUAAGUGGAUAUAAGGAGUGAAAGAAACGAGACACGACUCACUUGAGCUGUUGAAAGGUUUAUAAGUGGUUUGGAAAAUGUAUUACUAGGUGCCAUCAUGAUCGAUUCAUAAUUAAUGAUUAAUUAUUGACGACCAACAUAAUCGGGACCGGUCACAUGCACUAUGAGUUUAUCCAUGGGACUUAAAACGAGUUUGAAAAUUGGAUUCUCAGACCGAGACUGAGUCUGGUUGGACCAAAUGAGAAGCAAAUACAGAAAGAUAUUUAUCGGAACGAAAGUGCGGAUGUGCUGUCUUUUGAAUAUGAGUUGAACUCUCUUUGUUUUAAUUAUAAACUAAAUUGGUUUGAUUUUAAUUAAAAGAGUUUUGGUUUUGAGCCGAACCAAGAGCUUAAUGGAUUGUGUUUUGGUUAAGACUUA